Messenger RNA from Suillus fuscotomentosus, 1506 nucleotides. RefSeq lists its product as uncharacterized. The transcript has 5 exons. Bases 1 to 1506 code for a protein of 501 amino acids. The record is from RefSeq and is a predicted model, not a curated record. NCBI's taxonomy places the organism in Eukaryota, Fungi, Basidiomycota, Agaricomycetes, Boletales, Suillaceae.
AUGCAGCCUCGCAUCCGUCCCAAGGUCGUUUUGAGUAAGGAAGCACGCAGCAUGCUUAACGCCAACCGACGGACCAAGUCCCAUCAGUUCAAGGUUGCACUUGAUGACACUUGGAAUCAGAUUGACGAUGCUACGAAGACCAUCGCUUCAGCCCACCAUAAAAGUGUUCGCCGCGUGCAGAAUGACUUGUACAUUGGUCAUGGAAUACUUCACUCUAGGCGCUCCAAGCUGAAUGCGUGGAAUGCGUUCUGUUGGAAAAAAAACCAAAACAGUGAGAAUCGUGACCAAGGCAGACGCGCACUCGAGCAGCUUGUUCAUGAGCAUAAGGCCGAGUACUAUACGCUCUCAAAGGAAGAACAACAAGACCUGGUCAAGGAGUAUGCCGAACAGAAGUUGACAAAGAUGACUGGUUUCCGCACCUCCACCAAGUCGAAGAUCAACGAUAUUACUCAAACUCUAAAGGCCGUUGAAAAUGAACUCAAUAGCUUGAACUGUCGCACAGGUGCAGAAAUUAUUCUAUAUGUGACGCAUGGGUCAACCGAUCUCCCCCUCCGAGGCAUAACCUUUGCAACAGAAGGUGUACAACACUUCAUGCAGUCUGUGAUGAGUAUCGACAAUCAAGAUUUGAUUAAUAAAAUGGAAGGUUUUGCUGUCCAAGGCAUGAGAGGGGCUGCUAAAAAUCACAAACAACGUGUCUCUGACAUAUGCUUGUCCAUCCACGACAUUAUCAACCGCACUCUUCAUAAGUUCCUCCUCCUCUUUUCUGAGGUCACUGGCGACUCCGAUGCCAAGAUGCAAUGGGCUUAUUAUUUUCGGAAUGUUGUUCAACAUUACCAAGUUGUCAUAGAUGGGUGGCCCGAAAGUGUUCCGUUUGCGAACCUCAGCAAGGUAUCUAGCACCCUCCCUGAGCUUGAGAUGCUCCUUCGGAAGUGGGAGUUGGGUACCACACGUUGGAAGACUUUGACUGACGAAGAUUUUGAGAAAAUCCAUCUAGAGCAUAACAAGAAGCUCGAGAGUGGUGAGAUCGAAGAUACUCGCCGACGGAUUCGAUCUGACAAAGGCAAGAAACGUAAGAGGCCAGCAGCCACUGAUGGAAACUCGACUAGCCGCAAGAAGUACAAGAGUGUAGAAACUAUCGAAGACACUGACAAGGAAAAUGACAAGGAAGAGGAAGAGGACACUCCUCAUCAGCCGUCUGAUAGCACUUCCAACACCACCCCUACCCCUCAUGUACCUGGCAGUACUCAGUCCAGCAACGAAUUCGACGCUCUUGCUCUUUCACAUUCUAACUUCGACAUUCCACCUUUUGACGAUUCUAUCUUCAAUGACUCUACCUCCAAUGGCCCUCCCUUCGACUGUGAAGCUGCAUUGGCUAAGCUAGACCAAAUCUUUGGCCCCAUACCCCAGGAUGGCCCAUCAACCAUUGUGCCAUCAUCUGUUGGCCGUGGUCUUGACUUUCCUGUGUUUAACUUCUCUAACUGUGAUAUAUUCAGCUCUACGUCCUGA